AUGUUCAAAAGUCUCGAUCCCAUCAAUAUUUGGAUAGCAAUAACAACAACAGCAACAACAGCUGCAACAAUAACAAGAACAACAACAACGACAACAAUAGCAUCAACAACAGCAGCAUCAGUAUUAUCAUCAUCGUCAUCAUCCUCAUCAUCAUCGUUGUUAGCAAUAACAACAACAUUAGCAUCAGUAUCAUCAUCAUCAUCAUCAUCAUUGUUAGCAAUAACAACAACAUUAGCAACAGUACCAUCACCAUCAUCAUUGUUAGCAGUAACAACAUUAGCAUCAGUAUCAUCACCAUCACCAUUGUUAGCAAUAACAGCAACGACAACAGCAGCACUGAUAUCGAAAACAAAGUUUGAUAGAAGUUUGUUAAAUGAAACAUUCGAUGAUUAUAACAUAUAA
Messenger RNA from Loa loa (African eye worm), 402 nucleotides. Its product is annotated as cell surface flocculin. The transcript is spliced from 2 exons. Lineage: Eukaryota; Metazoa; Nematoda; Chromadorea; Rhabditida; Onchocercidae. Bases 1 to 402 code for a protein of 133 amino acids. The record is from RefSeq and is a predicted model, not a curated record.